Molecule: messenger RNA, 2888 nt
Organism: Sardina pilchardus (European sardine)
Lineage: Eukaryota; Metazoa; Chordata; Actinopteri; Clupeiformes; Clupeidae
Gene: entpd3
Product: ectonucleoside triphosphate diphosphohydrolase 3
Exons: 10
Coding region: 82-1578 (498 amino acids)
Cellular component (GO): plasma membrane
Molecular function (GO): hydrolase activity
Source: RefSeq, a predicted model, not a curated record
UGCAAGCUCAAGUCCAGGCAGGCUUUUUAACUGAAGCUGCAUUCUCCAACCUCUCAACAACUGGUUUUACACGAAAAGAUAAUGGCAUCAAAACUGGUGGCAACCUUAGCUUCAUUUCUUCUCCUGUCAAGUGUAGGAGUAAUCAUUGCCAUUGCUAUAAUCCAGACAUACAAGAUAACUUAUUUGUCUCCAGGAUCAAAGCAUGGGAUUGUCUUAGACUGUGGCUCCUCCCGCACUACUGUGUAUGUAUACGAAUGGCCGGCAGAGAAGGAGAAUAAUACUGGGAUCAUUAAAGAAACUCUCAAAUGCAAUGUUAAAGGUCCAGGCAUCUCUGAUCUGGGUCGUAAUUCAAAUCAGGAUGAAGAAACAUGGAAACAUUUCAAGAGCUGCAUGGUAGAAGUUGAAAAACACAUCCCAGCUUCCGAGCACAACUCCACUUCCAUGUUCCUUGGAGCCACAGCUGGAAUGAGACUGUUACAGUUACAGAAUGAAACCGCUUCAAAUACAAUAUUGCAGGAUAUGAGGAAUUACCUGCAAUCACUGCCAUUUCAAUUCCAAAAUGCUUCUAUUAUUUCUGGAGAAGAAGAAGGAUUGUAUGGCUGGAUAACGGUGAACUAUUUAAUGAAUAACUUUCUGGAGAAGGACCUGUGGAACACCUGGGUGCGCCCCCGUGGAGCUAAAACAGUUGGCUCCCUCGACUUAGGAGGAGCAUCCACCCAAAUAGCAUUUGCAACAACUGAUGACGCCAGAGGGGAGGGCCUGACAAAGGUCACUCUUUACGGUUAUGACUACACCGUGUAUACUCACAGUUUCUUGUGCUUUGGGAAAAAUGAAGCGGAAAAAACUGUGCUUGCAAAACUCGUCCAGGGUUCUACUGACCUCAACAAUGUCCAGAAUCCCUGCUAUCCUGUUGGAUUCAAUAUAACAAUGACAGAAGAGUUCAUUUUUGGCAGUGAGUGCACUAAGGACUUGCGAAUAGCCAACUACUCCCCAGAGCGGAACAUCACCAUGUUCGGAGGAGGAGAUGCAGCUGAGUGUAGAAAAACUGUGAGACAGAUAUUUGACCUCAGUUCCUGUGAUGGUUCCCAGAAUUGCUCAUUCAAUGGAGUCUUUCAGCCACCAGUGUCAGGACAGUUCAUGGCCUAUGCAGGAUUCUACUACACUGCCUGGGCCCUGAGGCUGGUUGGAGCACCUACCCUUGAGACGUUCAACUCCACACUGUGGUCAUUCUGCUCCAUGGACUGGGCCAAACUCAAGGAGAACUACACCAUCACUGAAAAGCAUCUUAAGUCUUAUUGUUAUUCAGCGAACUAUGUCUACACAAUCCUUGUGGAUGGCUACAAAUUUAAUACUGAGUCCUGGAAUGGUAUCAGCUUUGAAAGACAGGUGAAGAACACAAGUAUUGCCUGGACACUAGGCUACAUGCUAACCCUUUCCAACAUGAUCCCAGCAGAGGCUAAACUUGUGCAUUUACCAAUGGAAAACACCGUCUUUGCUGGCAUCCUCUUCCUUUUCUCAGCUCUGACCAUUAUAGCUCUUGUGUGUCUCAUCAUCCUUCUCAUUAGAACCUGUUACUAAUGUUUUCUCUAUACUGGGUUCCCACCCAUUUUCACUGACAAAAGUUCAAAACCUUUCUAUGACUUUUCACAAGCUUAUGUGACUUAAACAACGGCAUUGGGGAAAACAUUAUUUUCUCUGUUUUCUCCUCCACUUUUCUAUUUCAAUGAAGCGCUUGAAGUGAUGCACUUCUUCGCUGUCGUGUCGGGGCCGUUUCACCACCUCAAACGUGCAUUUAUUUCUGUGAACCGAACGCCGUGUCGUCCAUUAUCCCUUACGAAACUUUCUCUUAAGCUUAUUAAGAGUCAUAUGAUAAGCCAGUUUGAAAUUCCUUCCUACAAAUAUUAGUCUAAGCAUGAAAUCUUUCCAUAUAAGCCUACUAUACUAUAAAAACACAUAUACAAGCUAUUGCCAGAUCCUCCCAGAUUUGAACAUGAAGUGUUGCUUAGGGGUGGGACUGAGUACAGUUGAGACACUUUCACACUAAAAAAGGUACUGAAAAGAAGGGAUUUUCCUCAUGAAAUCCCAAAUGUAAUUUCCUUAGCUUAUAGACUAUGAUAUUAUCAAUCAAUAAUACUCAUAAGUAGUUUGUUCUUACACAAUUAGCUCAUAAACAUCAGGUGCAUUUUUUUGUCUCGACUGUCUCAACUGUACCCUGUAAGGAGUGCAGUUGAGACAUCAAUUUUUAAUGAUGUAUAACUUACUGUUCUUUGCGAAAUGUGAAUAACAUAUAUUGAUUAGGUUAAGAUAAAAUCAAUAGCACAGGAACAAAUUAUUUGACACAGGAACAGAUAUGGCAAACAGUAGAAAUGUUCAAGUAAUAACUCUACAUUGUGUGUCUCAACCGUAACCUGCUGACCACCUCGCACAUUUCUCUAGAUUUUGCAGUGGCCUUACAUGACACAAUGUCAUGAAAAUAUGCCAGUUUAUAGGGCACAAAAUAAUGUUUGUAAUGAUCCCAGUUACCUUUAACACAUAAGGGUAAUACAUUGUCACAUGAGGGUAAUUAGUUCAUCAUCACUGUGGAAGGUACAUUGUGAAGUGAACAUUUUACUUUGAAAAAGGUACCUUUGUCUUUCAAAUUAUCCAUGAUGGAAUAGGACACUAAUACACAUGACAUGUGCAUUGCAAAAAUCACAAUUUGGACUUGCUACACAGGCAAGACAGUAUUUAAGGUGUAUCGAUUGUACAAAUGACCCAACUGUACUCAGUCUACCCUGCAAUUCCUUCAAUUUCCACCCAAAAUGUUUGCCGUCAUUCAGGUACAUAAAGAUCGGUAACACUUUAUAUUAAGACACACAUAUUCACCAUUAGUUAGCUGCUUACUAACA